Messenger RNA from Osmerus eperlanus (European smelt), 859 nucleotides. RefSeq names its product C-x(9)-C motif containing 2 (gene cmc2). The record is from RefSeq and is a predicted model, not a curated record. The coding region runs from base 276 to 536 and encodes 86 amino acids. Lineage: Eukaryota; Metazoa; Chordata; Actinopteri; Osmeriformes; Osmeridae. Gene Ontology annotation, cellular component: mitochondrion. The transcript has 5 exons.
UGUUUGUGCUAUAUAUUUACAUUGCAUAUUGCUGUCAAGAAAUAACUUUGGUAAAUUAAAGAUAUGUCGUGAUUGUUGCAAUCAAUGUAUUUAAUAGGUUAUGAACGUUUCGUUUAACUCGUUCAGUGGUAAACACGAGUGACAUAGGCUAUUUGUCCUUCAGUGGAACGUCUGUGUUUGGUGAAACAGCAAUUCUACAAUAUUCCCCGGAAUUAUCUCAAAUGAUACAGUCAUCGAACUGGUAAGUGUUUAGCAGACAGAACAUCCUCAUCGCCAUGGCACAGGAUGGAGAGGGGUUUGGAGGAUGUAACCUGUCGCCUCACCUGCACACAGAUGAGUGUAAUGAGCUGAUAACGCUGUUGAAACAGUGCCACAAGGAGCACAACGUCUUGAGGUUCUUUGGCACAUGUAACGACAUGGACCGUGCCAUGCGGGUGUGUCUCAAGACGGAGCGUCUGGCCAGAAGGGAGCGCAGCCAGCAGCACGCCAAGGACAUGCAGAAGAGGUUGAAGGAAGGGCCGAAGGAGCCGUUCUGAGGGGCAGGCAGAGCCACAGUCAUGCCCAGGAUGGUGGCCCGAGCCUGGGCACACGCCUGGAGGAGUCCCUGGGGCUGUUUGGAGACACCCGUGGCACCCUGGUGCCUCUGGAUCCCUGGAGACACAUAGGACUCAAUCCAUCGGUCAUCUUUAUUUAUAUGCGCGCAUUUUAAAAACAAGUAUCAACCGAAGUGCGGUACAUUUGAAAUGUAAGCAGAAAUUAGUACAUACAGCAGGAGAUAGAGCCGUUUCAAAUUGUGCGUUGAUUCACCAACACUGGAUUCCUUUUGAAUAAAGGAGGAACAAAGUAAGGUUUUACUGGA